AAGAACAACAGGACUCCUGAAAAGGAUUCUGCCUUCUAUACUCUCACUGGGUUUUAAGGCAUCAUGAUAGGAAAAAGAUGGCUUCACAGACAGUUGAGAUACUGAGUGUUGGUGGCAGUUAUGGCAGCUUUGGAAGUACCUCCCAAAAAGAGAACAAUCAUAGAACCUGUUCUUCACAACCUUUCAACAAACCAUUCAUGAGCUUACACAAGCUUGCAAAGGGGAAGAAACGCCUCAAGCGUAUAGUGCUUGAGUUGUUGGCACAAAUAAAGGGAACUGUCAAAGAGAAAGAAGAUUUCACCUUGGAUGAGUCUAAAUUAAUCAUGAGAGAACUUGCUGCUGAACUAAGCAAGGUAGUUCAGAUCAGCAACACCUCCUUUCUAACCAGAGUGAGUGAGGAUGGAUCUUGUCAAGAGGAGCGUCAAGACUUUAUACUGCAGUGGGCUGAGGAACUGAAACACUCAUCACAGACACGACAGACACCAGCAGGGGAAAUCACAAGAGACAGGAGGAGUGACGACCCUCUGGAUCAACAGAAACCAGACAAGGAACAGAAACUGAGGGAAGCCAGGAAAGCCCUGUCUGAGUGGGCCUGGACACUCAAGGAUAUGGAACAGGACUCAGUGUGUCCGGAUGAGGAUGUGUGUUCAGUACUGCAGGAUCUGGAGAGACAGUGGAAGAGGGAGAAGCUUCCCAACAUGCUCCCUGUCAUGGACUUCCUCAUCUGGAGCAUGCUACAGGAACAGCAGGAGGGUUCCAUUGUAAAGCAGUGGUUCAGAAAUAGACAAAGGUUCAGAAGCAGAGUGACUCUGAAUCGCAUUCCUGACUUAAUUUGGAAAUGGAUUUCGAAAGCAUCAGCUCAGAUCACUCUGGAUGAACAAACAGCCAACCCAAGUUUCCUACUGUCCCCUGACAGGAAAAGAGUGAAAAUGGCCACCAUCAUUGAGAGUGUCUUCGAUCCCUGGUGUGGAUACAGCCCUAAUUCCCACAAGUAUGAUGGCUGGUGGUGUGUGCAGGCAAAAGAGGGCUUUACAUCUGGGAGACAUUACUGGCAGGUGGGAGUCAGGGGCAAGGCAGAGUGGAGGAUAGGGGUGGUUAGAGAGUCAGCACCAAGGAAUGGCUUUGCAACUCUGAACACAAAAGCCGGUUACUGGACCUUGCGUCUGCAGCUUGGGGAGCUCAUGGCUGUAACUGCACCAGUCAUUAAACUGAACCAGUCUCCACCCUCUAGGUUAGGGGUGUUGCUAGACAUAGAGGGGGGGCAGAUAUCCUUCUAUGAUGCAGAGGAAAGACGCCACAUUUACACUUUUAAUACCAAUUUUGAUAACUCUGGAAAGAUUUACCCUGUGUUUGGAACCAUUGAGACAGACAGAGAGCUGGUUAUUCUGUAGGCAAAAUAACUUGAUGCAUGCUGUCGGGCUUGAUUGCAGUGCAUGUGAUUAGUUUAGUAACUACCUUAUGGACAUCUCAAUGUAUAGUUGCUGACUGUCUCAACUCACAAUUCCUUGAGAUCACAAAAGGUGUCCCUCAAGAGUCCAUUUUAGGGCCUGUAUUAUUCACACGGUAUAUAAACAAUAUUGGUUCCUUAGUAAAAAACUAAGGGACACCUUUAUGCUGAUUAUACUGUGCUGUAUAUCUGAUCUGCAGAUGGCUUUUAAUGUCAUUUAAAAAAGCACUUGUUGACCUAAAAUUGCUACUGAAUGCAGAUAAAACAAAGUCAUGCUAUUUUCUAGAGCCCACAACAUUGACUCCACAGACUUAAAGAGCGGCACGUUGAAUGGAGCGACAUUGAGCGAGCCCACUCAUUUAAAUACCUUGGAUCAUUUAAAACAAUCGUUCAGUCAAGGAAUCGUACAGACAACUUUCCUGUCAGUCCUUGACUAUGGCGACAUUAUCUAUAUGAAUGUUGCUGCCACAUCUUUAAAACUUUGAUGCUUCUACAAGUAAUGUGCUUUAUUUUAACGGUUUUAUUUUAUGAUAUGUACACAGAUUAAUGAAGUAUGGAAUCAAUGUAUAUAAACAACCUUCUUUCUUGAAACAUGAAUUUGUUUGCUGAUUUCCUCAUACAGAAUAAAGAGGGCAAUGAGCUUAA
Coregonus clupeaformis (lake whitefish) is the source of this 2092-nucleotide messenger RNA. RefSeq names its product E3 ubiquitin-protein ligase TRIM7-like. Lineage: Eukaryota; Metazoa; Chordata; Actinopteri; Salmoniformes; Salmonidae. Gene Ontology annotation, molecular function: protein binding. The transcript has 11 exons. The record is from RefSeq and is a predicted model, not a curated record. The coding region runs from base 78 to 1391 and encodes 437 amino acids.